Molecule: messenger RNA, 1692 nt
Organism: Rhodotorula toruloides NP11
Lineage: Eukaryota; Fungi; Basidiomycota; Microbotryomycetes; Sporidiobolales; Sporidiobolaceae
Product: benomyl methotrexate resistance protein
Exons: 9
Coding region: 1-1692 (563 amino acids)
Biological process (GO): xenobiotic detoxification by transmembrane export across the plasma membrane
Molecular function (GO): fluconazole transmembrane transporter activity
Source: RefSeq, a predicted model, not a curated record
AUGGUUGCCGACAUCAUCCGCGAUUCGACCUUCGGCCAGCUCGUCAACUGGGCCUCGAAAGGUCGCUUCUUCCCCUACGCCGACCAGCGACCAGACUACAUCGUUCCGGCACGCUACCUGCCUCACGCCUCUCCUCUCGACUCGUCCUCGACGCUGGAAGCUCGCUCCCCGACACCCAAGAGCCGCGAAGAGACCCUCGUCAAUGCGCCCGGUACUUGCGCCGAGAUCAAGACUUCCAAGACGGACGUUGAUGUCGAGAAGCAGGUUCUCGAGUCGGUUGGCGCGCAGACGCCUACUCCUCCGGCAUACGAGUACCUCGUCGAGUUCGAGGAGAACGAUCCCGACAAGCCCAUGAACUGGUCCUCGCGGAAGCGCAUCUUCAUCGGCUUUCUCAUCUCCCUCCUCACCUUCGGCAUCUACAUCGGCUCGGCCAUCUACACGGCGUCCAUCCCGGGUCUCAUGCAAGAGUUCGGGAUCAACCAGGUUGGAGCAACGUCCGGCUUGACGCUCUUUGUCGCUGCGUACGGUAUCGGUCCCAUGAUCCUCUCGCCCAUGCAAGAACUGCCCCGCUGGGGCCGCAACCCAGUCUACAUCCUCGGCCUCUUCGCCUUCGUCAUCUUCCAGAUCCCCGAGAUCCUCGCCAAGAACGUCGCGACUGUCCUCGUCUUCCGAUUCCUCUCGGGAUUCGUUGGGUCGCCUGCGCUUGCGACGGGAGGCGCAACGAUGGGCGAUAUCUUCCCCCUCCAGCAUAUCGCGAUCGCUAUCGGCGCCUGGUCCGUCGGUGCCAUCUCAGGCCCCAUCUUCGGACCCGUCAUCGGCGGCUUCGCAGCCGAGCAAAUGAACUGGCGCUGGCCGUUCCUCGAACUCCUCUGGAUCUCCGGCACGGUCUUGCUCGUCGUCUUCCUCGUCCUUCCGGAGACGAUGGAGUCGACGAUCCUCAUCCGGCGCGCCGAGCGCCUGCGCAAGUUGACGGGCAACCCGCUCUUGCGUGCGCCGGCGGAGUUGGGACACGCGGGCGAACUCAAGCUGGCGCCGUUGCUUACAGAGACGAUUGGGAGGGCGUUCAGGCUCAUGCUUGAACCUGCGCUUGCCGUUGCACACUCGUACCUUGCGCUCGUCUAUGCCAUUUUCUACCUCUGGUUCGAGGCGUUCCCCCUCACCUUCAACGAGAUGCACCACUUCUCGCUCAGCCUCGGCGGCCUGCCUUUCCUCGCCUUCGUCGUCGCAGCCGUCCCAACCUUCAUCGGCUACUACUUCUACCAAACCCGCUACAUGGCCUCGCGGAUGGCAAAGAACCCGAACCUCGCGCCCGAAGCACGGCUCGAGCUAGCCAUGAUCGGAGCCGUCUUCGUCCCCGUCUCGCUGUUCAUCUUUGGCUGGACUGCGCGCGCGGACGUGCACUGGAUCUGGCCGACUAUCGGAGCGGGAAUCUACCUCCCCGGCGUCUACUACAGCUUCCAAAGUAUCCUCAUCUAUCCCAACUACGCCGCCUCCAACCUCGCAGGGAACGACUUCCUCCGAUCCGUCUUUGCGUCCGUAUUCCCGCUCUUCGGCGCGAGGUACUACAAAGUCCUCGGAAUCGGCGGGGGAUGCUCGCUCCUUGCGGGUGUCUCGAUCCUCAUGAUUCCCCUUCUUUACGCCAUCAUCCGCUUCGGCGACCGCCUCCGCGCCCGCUCGCACUUUACAGAGUGA